CAGUGCGGUGGCGUACCCGCAAAUUGUAAGGACGCAAAACUCCUUACUAUUGCAGAUGAAAUUGACGAGACUUUAUUUCGAGGACUUUCACCUGAUAUUCUUAAGGAAGAAGAAUUUGAAGAACUCCUUAGCAAUCAAUACGUAACUAUGCAUGUCAUUAAUAAUUGCCAAUACGGGCUAAAAGUUUUGUUUGCCCUACUGGUGCACCAUAAUCCGGACAAG
Messenger RNA from Paraglomus occultum, 222 nucleotides. The record is from the annotation of a GenBank genome assembly. NCBI's taxonomy places the organism in Eukaryota, Fungi, Glomeromycota, Glomeromycetes, Paraglomerales, Paraglomeraceae.